This is a messenger RNA of Phialemonium atrogriseum, 1440 nucleotides long. Its product is annotated as ketopantoate reductase PanE/ApbA C terminal-domain-containing protein. Gene Ontology annotation, molecular function: NADP binding; 2-dehydropantoate 2-reductase activity. NCBI's taxonomy places the organism in Eukaryota, Fungi, Ascomycota, Sordariomycetes, Cephalothecales, Cephalothecaceae. The record is from RefSeq and is a predicted model, not a curated record. Bases 1 to 1206 code for a protein of 401 amino acids. The transcript has 2 exons. Gene Ontology annotation, cellular component: cytoplasm; mitochondrion.
AUGUCCAUGAUCAGAGAAUAUGGCGGUGAAUUUUCUGAUCCGGACCUUCUAGUCUGCUUGUCAAAGUUUGAUGGGGAGAACAAGCAGCAGCAGGAACUCGGGCCGUUCUCAGACCAAAUCCAUAUUCUGGGAAGCGAUGUUCAAGGGAGAUACUUCACACAUGCUCUCGCGAGCUGCAAAUACCUCCCCCCAGUUCGUUUCCUUCUCCACCGACGGGCCAUGCAGCGGAUAUGGGAGGAUGGUGGCCGAUGUAUACAUCUGUACAGAGGUGAAGAAUACCUACCGAAUGCCCGGGCGGUUGCGGAACUGGUCCAGCACCAGGAUUUCUGGUCGGGAAAAGCAUUGUCAGGCCAGCCCGUGGAACACAUCCACCAAUUAAUUAUCACGGUCCCGGCUUCCAGUGUUGUGCGAGCCUUCGCGUCGAUCAGGGACAGGGUUGAUGCAAGAACGUCCAUCUGCCUCGUCCAGGACGGGCUGGGUGUAGUCGAGGCCCUGAACGAGACGUACUUUCCUGAUCCAACGAGCCGGCCUGCAUAUUUACUGGGCCAUAUGACGCAUCAGUUGUAUCCUGUCCAGGACAGCAUGUUCUCCCUGUCCGAGGUUAAGCAAGGAAGACUCUACCUCUCGGCGUUGCGUGGCGACUUGGGGCAUAGUCGAAUACGCUACCACCCCCCGGUCGAACGGUGGUCGAAGCCGGGGCAUUUUCUGGGCCUCCUGACAUCAACGCCUGGGCUACAGGCAGGAGGCUUCCCCCUUGAGAAGUUUCUCAACUUCAAGUUGCCCUCGACCGUCUUCAAGUCUGUGGUCGAUCCCCUCACGGUUAUACUCGACUGCACUUACGACAAACUUGCCGGCAACACGUAUGCGAGGCAAAUGAUGGACCAGUUAUUAGGAGAAAUUCUAAACGUGGUUGCUCGCCUGCCCGAGCUCAGGGGCUAUGCCAAGUUCAACGAUCUUCGAGGAGGAGGUCUGCGGAAGGACGUGUUUGAGCGCCUAGCUCGAAAGAAGGAUGGCGACAGCAGGAUGCGAAGUCUCAUCCGGCGAGGCUGGGAAGGCGAUAUUGAUUUUUUGAACGGAUACUUUGUCAAGCGUGGCCGAGAAGUUGGGGUCAAGUGCCCAGCAAACGAGACGGUUAUAUGGAUGGUCAAGGCAAGACAUGCGGCACAAUUGGCGCAACGCCGCGAGGAAAUUGCAUUCGAGAGGUGAGUGCGAACUAAGGGCAUCAUCGCCUCUCAUGAGCGAAGAGGAUUUGGCUUGGGGGUUAGUUAUGCUGGUCCAGUUUUGUGCCACGGAAGAAGCAUUUACAUAUACACCAACACUUGUACACCUAGAACUGUACCACUCUCUGUUAGCUAUAUUUGUACAGUACAGGAAACAUACUACUAGAUCGAGGCAUUUCGGUAUGCCCAUAUAGACGGAAAUUGCUUUGUCACCUUCCUC